Messenger RNA from Geodia barretti, 303 nucleotides. The record is from the annotation of a GenBank genome assembly. Lineage: Eukaryota; Metazoa; Porifera; Demospongiae; Tetractinellida; Geodiidae.
AUGGACCUGCGGCGCAACCUCUCCGGACUCGCCACCGUGGGCGCCACCGCCCCCUUCGUGGGUCUGCUGGGAACCGUGCUCGGCAUCAUCACCGCGUUCCGCGGGAUGGCACUGACCGGGUCCGGCGGAAUCGGAGCGGUGUCGGCCGGAAUCGCGGAGGCGCUUAUCGCGACCGCGUUCGGGCUCUUCGUUGCCAUUCCGGCCGUGUGGGCGUUCAACUACCUCACGAACCGGGCGGACGGCUUCGGCGUCGAGAUGGACAACGGCGCCUCCGAACUGAUCGACUUCAUGGCGCGCCGCUAA